This is a messenger RNA of Manis javanica (Malayan pangolin), 763 nucleotides long. The record is from RefSeq and is a predicted model, not a curated record. NCBI's taxonomy places the organism in Eukaryota, Metazoa, Chordata, Mammalia, Pholidota, Manidae.
CUGCCUGCUCUGCUGCCCACAUCCCCUGGCCCACCACCAAAACUGAAAACUGGCUUGAGGGAUGGGUCAGGCGUGGGCAAGGGGCUCCCGAACGUCAAGGCCUCAGCUUAUUCCUCCUACCCCCCAGAAUAUGGCCUGGGAGACCCUCCUCCGCCUCCCGGUUUGCUGCAACCCCCCACCCUGGCCCCCUGGCAGCCCUCCAGGGGUGAUGGAGCCCCAGCCACCCCUGCCCAGCCCAGUGGGCUCCGCAGCCUGGGCGAGGAGGGUGCCCCCGCCCGCGGCGCCUCCCCGUCGACCCCCCCAGUCAGCAUCAAGUCUGAGCGCCUCUCGCCGGCCCCCGGGGGCCCUGGAGACUUUCCCAAGACCUUCCCCUACCCCUUGCUCCUGGCCCGGCCUCUGGCAGAGCCCCUACGGCCCGGGCCCCCCCUGCGCCGGCUGCCCACUGCUGACAGCUGGCCGCGGUAGAGGACCCAGGGGUCAUGCCCCCACACCUGCCGGCGCCCCAGCCUCCCAGCGUCCUUAGAGCAGACACAACAGUUACGACCCCCUCCGCGGUGGGGGCCUGGAGUUUGCAUCCACAGUCGGGGGCUCCUUUCCCCGUACCUGUGUGUGUAUCCACCAAUAAAACACGCGUGGUGUCCGUGGACAAAACUACCUGUCGCUGCUCAGAGCCCAUGCCUAGGUCCUCCCACCUUUUCCCCAGGGACCUGUCUUGCCUUGCCUUGGCUUGGGGUACAGCCUCCGGAACUCGACCCUGAGGGGA